Messenger RNA from Opisthorchis viverrini, 1005 nucleotides. RefSeq lists its product as hypothetical. The transcript has 4 exons. Lineage: Eukaryota; Metazoa; Platyhelminthes; Trematoda; Opisthorchiida; Opisthorchiidae. The record is from RefSeq and is a predicted model, not a curated record. The annotation marks the transcript as partial.
AUGAUGGCCAGCGAGCUUGACAUCUCAUAUUCCAGACCUCGUCAUGUUAUGAGUGUUGAAAAAAAUGUCAGAUUAGUAUUUCACAAGUACGACAAACAAAAAUUGAGGUUACCGAGCAUUCCGGUUAGUAACAACACCCACACAUGCCAGUCAAGUGGUGAUACGUAUGACAUGGGAGCUAAGACUCCUGAAGUUAUCCGCCACAAUCUCGUCCCGACUCCAAAACACCAGCUCACAAUGAACAGACGUUUCGAACAAUAUCCAACUGACCAUCGUCUCUCAUAUGUCGCAUCCACAAACCUCACAGGGGUUCCACAGCUGCUUAGUAAUACUGCAAAAACGAGUAACCAACAAUCAAGCACCUUACAGUUUAAACUUCCAAGACUCCGUUUGCGACAUAUAAGACAACCCAGCCGAACUGCUAUUUGGCAAGGUGGUGCGGUAACAUCUUCACAGUUAAUCCCGACUUACCUGCAAAACUCUACGCGACAAAUUCCCUACGCCACUCUGGUUGGACAUUCUGUUCACCGGGAAUGUCAUCCAAACAGUCAGAAUCAGCGGGAAUUACCUUGCAUUCUCGACCCGACACUCAUUGAGACCGAAAAACACACUGAAAGCCCGACUGAUUAUUUUAAACCGGCGUUUAAUCAAUCCGAUUCGAAAGUGAACAAUUCUGGUGUUAUACAUCUAAGUUACAGCGUUGGAGAGUUCGCUUAUUUACCAUGCCGUACGCUCGGAGCUGGCCAGACAGAACUGCCAUGUUACCGAGGGAUACUGCCAGGUUGCCCAAGCCUAGACAGGGGAAGUCGAGAGGCGGAGGUCGGGUUCGAACUACGAACCUUCCGGUCAGUAAAUUCGCGCUCUAACCAGCUGAGCCAUCUCGCCCCCAUGUCACACACACAAGAGUACCUGGAUCAGAAAACUUCGAAGAACGUUGUUUUAUACCAUCAAAUUCUGGUUAUGCUGAGGUGCCAUGAACUCUUUACACAGGACAUUCUGAACAGG